Molecule: messenger RNA, 525 nt
Organism: Amphimedon queenslandica
Lineage: Eukaryota; Metazoa; Porifera; Demospongiae; Haplosclerida; Niphatidae
Product: epidermal growth factor receptor-like
Exons: 3
Coding region: 1-525 (174 amino acids)
Source: RefSeq, a predicted model, not a curated record
AUGUUAAGUUAUCUAUCAAUAUUGAAUGAUCUCAAGGACAUUAGAGAGAUACGUGGCUCACUGGAUAUUAGUGGCUUCAAUAAAGAGACUUUUCCAUACUUAUCUAACUUGAAAACUGUUGGUAAUGAUUCCAGUCAAGUUUUAUCACAGUCAUGCAAUGGAUCAAGUGACUCAAUUCAGUUUUCAAUUAUAAUAGCUAAUACUGAUUUGGUUAGCAUUGAUCUCUCAUCCCUUGAAGCUGUCAUCAAUGGUGGUAUACAAUUGGAGAAUAAUCCUUCUUUAUGUUACCUUGGGAAUUUGAGCUACUACCUGGCCAAUGCAUCAUCAUCAUCUUGUGUGCUGGAUAAUCACAAAAGAAGUAUUGAUGAAUGUGUUGAAAUGAACAUGACAUGUCAUUCUCAAUGUUCAUCUGCUUCUGGUUGGUGCUGGGGACCUAAUGAUACUCAAUGUGUGACUUGUACAAACUUCAGCUUUAAUGGACAGUGUGUGCCAGAUUGUCAUAACUUUGAUGCACAUGGAAUGUAA